This is a messenger RNA of Pantherophis guttatus, 948 nucleotides long. NCBI's taxonomy places the organism in Eukaryota, Metazoa, Chordata, Lepidosauria, Squamata, Colubridae. The record is from RefSeq and is a predicted model, not a curated record.
AUGGAAUAUAACAUCUCACACAAUGGAACCGAGAGCUUCUACAAUAGAACCAGUCUACCAGAAGAUCAAGGCACAAUUCCUCUAGGAGUGUUUUUGAUGAUCACUAUAACUCUACUCAUUUGCCUCUGGGGACUUGUGGGAAACGGAGGUACCAUCUGGCUCCUUGGGUUCCACAUUAAGAGGAAUAAUUUCUCGACUUACUUCUUGAAUCUCUCCAUUGCUGACUUUGGUGUCCUCAUAGGUCUCAGUGCCAUUGAUGUAUAUUGGCUUAUAGCCCAAGCUAGUCAUAUAGAAUAUGGCGAUCCACUAAAGACGUUAUUUCGUGGUCUUUUCUUGUUCAUGUACAGUACUGGUUUAUGCAUCUUGACUGCCAUCAGCAUUGACAGGUGCACAGCUGUUUUUUUCCCACUUUGGUAUCGAAUCCACCGUUCCCGGAAAAUGUCCGCCAUUGUAUGUAACAUAAUAUGGGUGUUCAACUUCCUAUUUUCUUCUCUACAUGUCACUCUCUUGUUAACAACCGGAUAUUAUAUGCUAAGGUUCUACCAAUUUCUCCUGAAUGCCCUAAUUCUCACUCCUGUAAUGACUAUCUCCACGUUAGCCCUUUCAUUGAAAGCCUGUUCAUUAUCUCCUCAUCAUAAGCAAGGGAAACUUUGGAUCACCAUCUUGCUCACUCUUCUCUUUUUUCUCUUUUUUGCUUUUCCAAUGAACGCUAUUCAGUAUCUCUCACUGUAUUAUCCCCAGUUUGAUAAUCCGUAUGUCUAUGAAUAUGCCUAUAUUUGUUCUUCCUUAAAUAGCACCAUUAACCCACUCAUCUAUUUCCUGGUAGGAAGAGACAAAAGAAGACCAUCUAGAAUGACAAUCAAGUUAAUAUUUGAGAAAGUUUUUAAGGAAGAGGAAAGCCGUGGAACGGAACUGGAAACCUCAGUCACAACCAAAUCAGAUGUAUAA